Molecule: messenger RNA, 716 nt
Organism: Helianthus annuus (common sunflower)
Lineage: Eukaryota; Viridiplantae; Streptophyta; Magnoliopsida; Asterales; Asteraceae
Exons: 3
Coding region: 44-526 (160 amino acids)
Source: RefSeq, a predicted model, not a curated record
AGAAGCUCAUAUAAAGCCUCCAUUUCUUCGUUUUACAGUUUUCAUGGUAAAUUUUGAGAUGAGAACAAGGAAGAAAUGCUAUGAUGUUGAAGUAAGCUCAGAUUGUUCGACAAACAUGAAGCAAACAAAAAGAAGACGAACAAUGAAGCGCCGAUCUGAACAAAAAGACAAUCCUCGCCUUGUGUCGCUGGAGGAAAGACCAGUUUUAAAUGGCUUGACAUCAUUCCCAGAAUCAGAGACUUCGCCAAGAAGCAGUUCCGGUAGCAAUGAUAUUGUUCAGCCACGUUUAGCUCGCGCUUCCUCUUUUGGAGUGCCUUCGUAUAUGGAAGCUGUGGAAAAGGAAAUAAUAGCGGCUCUUUCUGACUUGUUAGAUAAUGAUAAAAAGAUAACUCUCGUCGAUGUUGUUGAUAUUGAACAAAUUCUAAAGCAUUCCGAGAUGACAACUCAAGCUUUUCUGCAAGCAGACCGGGAUCAGAGGUCCAGACUGAUUCAACAAGAGCUGAAGAAAUUUAGAAAAGGAAGAUGAAGGCGUUUGGGAAGUCGCAUGCGGCAGCAGGAGCAGCAGCAGUUGUAUGUGUGUGUAUGUAAAACUUUCCCUAAGAUGAAUUCGUUUAGCAAAUUCUACUAAUUUAUGGGGUGAUCAUUUUGAUUUGUAUUAUGGAUGGCAAAAUGGACGGGUCAGAACGGGUUAUAUUCGUGCUUUAAUUUAUAUCGUU